Messenger RNA from Gossypium raimondii (Peruvian cotton), 822 nucleotides. RefSeq names its product calmodulin-binding protein 25. The record is from RefSeq and is a predicted model, not a curated record. The coding region runs from base 178 to 702 and encodes 174 amino acids. Gene Ontology annotation, molecular function: calmodulin binding. Lineage: Eukaryota; Viridiplantae; Streptophyta; Magnoliopsida; Malvales; Malvaceae. Gene Ontology annotation, biological process: response to osmotic stress. The transcript has a single exon. Gene Ontology annotation, cellular component: nucleus.
GGUUUCUUCGCCCCAUUUAAGAUCUCCUUCACUUUCUCUGUUUGAUAUCUGAUAAAAUACAAGAAAAGUUCCUUAACCUCCAACCCUUCAGAAACACCUACUUGAUUCUCUUCCUCUAAACUUUUUUCUUUCAUUUCCAUUUUUCCCGAGAAAAUAUAAUUACGGUUUAAAAAAACGAUGGCAGCAUCAUCAGAAAACCUAUCAACCUUCGAAACAUCACCGUUUCAUUCCCUCUUAACCGAUCCCUGGAUCGCCGAAUCCUUUUCUCGCGACACACAAGUGUUAACGAGAGCGUUACAAAAAUCAAUCUCCGAUUCCAUCACCGAUCCCAUCGUUUCACCGGCGCCUGAACCGGUACCCAAACGAUACCGAACCGCCGGUCCAUCGCCCACUGGAAAAAUCUCCAAACGGAAGCCCCGCGCCUCGAAGAGUUCUCGAACUACUUUUAUAGCAGCAGAUCCAGCUAAUUUCAGGCAGAUGGUACAACAAGUAACCGGAAUCGGAUGCGGCGACGGAAAGACGACGACGACGGUGAGUCCGAUCCUUAAACCGGAGCCUCAAAGACUCGGUAACCGAUUACAUAACGGUGCCGGACCUGGAUUUUUACCUACGUUAGACACGUCGGUGGCGUUAUUGAAUCAUCAACAGCCAUGUUUUGAAACUUUCUCAAGCUUUCCCACAUUAGAAUCAUGGAAAGUUUAGGGUUUUUUUUGUAUCCGACUGUACUUGUAGCAGAGCAUGUGGAGGAGCUGUUUCAAAAAACUUAGUAUGUAAAAAAUGGGUAAAUUACUGUUUUAGUCCAUAAAUUUUUAAUUUUGUUAA